AUGAGUUUGGCGGAGACUGGCUGUUUAAUCGCUCUUCUCUUCGCUUUUUACAUUACUGUUAUUCAUCCGUUUAUCGUCGGGACAUGCAUUGUUGGCAUCGUUUUGUAUUUUCGCUAUUUUGUUGCGAAAAGCGGCCAGAAGACACCAGAAGACACGACGCGAAGUAUUGGUGUUCCACUGCACAGAAAGGAAACUUUCUACUCUGGGGCGUCUUCUGAAGGUUUACAAAUUUGUUCAGAGGAUGAACAAAGCCCUCGAGUUAUUGGAGAAAAGGAGAAGAAAAAAUCCCAGCAAGAGAUUCUCAGAGAAAUCCAGGAAUACGAAGAAAGGAGAAAGUACUCGAAAUUAUUGCUCACCUAUCAAGUUCCAAAUAUGACUGCCUAUUACGAGAGUCUCAUGCAGAUUAUGCAGAACUGA
This is a messenger RNA of Angiostrongylus costaricensis, 417 nucleotides long. NCBI's taxonomy places the organism in Eukaryota, Metazoa, Nematoda, Chromadorea, Rhabditida, Metastrongylidae. The record is from the annotation of a GenBank genome assembly.